AUGAACGUUGAUAAAACUAUAUUGUUGCUUAAACAAGGGAAACAUAUAUCUGAAGAUACUGUUUAUUCUUUAUGUUUGAAAGCUCAGGAGUUGUUAAUUAAUGAAGCUAAUGUAACGCAUGUAGAUACACCUGUGACUAUAUGUGGUGAUAUUCAUGGUCAAUUACACGACUUGUUAACUUUAUUUGAUAAGAGUGGUGGUGUUGAAAAGAGUAGAUAUAUAUUUUUGGGUGAUUUUGUUGAUCGUGGAUUCUAUUCUUUGGAGUCAUUUCUUUUACUGCUUUGUUACAAAUUGAGAUAUCCUGAUAGAAUUAGUUUAAUUAGAGGUAAUCAUGAGACAAGACAAAUUACAAAAGUUUAUGGGUUUUAUGAUGAAGUUAUGAGGAAGUAUGGUAACAGUAACGUUUGGCGGUAUUGCUGUGAGGUAUUCGAUUAUUUAUCCUUAGGUGCAAUUAUUAAUAAUAAAAUUUUUUGCGUUCAUGGUGGUCUUUCACCAGAUGUUGAUACUAUAGAUGAGAUUAGAGCUAUAGAUAGGAAACAAGAGGUACCGCAUGAAGGUGCUAUGUGUGACUUAUUAUGGAGUGAUCCAGAUGAAGUAGAAACUUGGUCGUUAUCUCCAAGAGGUGCAGGUUUCUUGUUUGGAGAGAAUGAAGUUAAUAAAUUUUUAAGAACAAACGAUAUUGAAUUAAUUACAAGAGCCCAUCAGUUAGUAAUGGAAGGUUACAAAGAAAUGUUUAACGGUGGUUUAGUAACUGUUUGGUCUGCUCCAAACUAUUGCUACAGAUGUGGGAAUGUAGCUGCUGUAUUAAGAAUAGAAGAUGAUCUAUCAAAAAACUAUACCAUCUUCGAAGCUGUUCAAGCUCAAGAUGGCGUAGGAAAUGCAAUCAUACCUACAAAGAAAACACAGAUGGACUACUUUCUAUGA
Vanderwaltozyma polyspora DSM 70294 is the source of this 924-nucleotide messenger RNA. It is a transcript of the gene PPH3, whose product is annotated as phosphoprotein phosphatase PP4 catalytic subunit PPH3. Gene Ontology annotation, molecular function: protein serine/threonine phosphatase activity. Gene Ontology annotation, biological process: double-strand break repair via homologous recombination; peptidyl-serine dephosphorylation. NCBI's taxonomy places the organism in Eukaryota, Fungi, Ascomycota, Saccharomycetes, Saccharomycetales, Saccharomycetaceae. Bases 1 to 924 code for a protein of 307 amino acids. The record is from RefSeq and is a predicted model, not a curated record. The transcript has a single exon. Gene Ontology annotation, cellular component: nucleus; cytoplasm.